Molecule: messenger RNA, 6546 nt
Organism: Gaeumannomyces tritici R3-111a-1
Lineage: Eukaryota; Fungi; Ascomycota; Sordariomycetes; Magnaporthales; Magnaporthaceae
Product: DNA helicase INO80
Exons: 4
Coding region: 266-6019 (1917 amino acids)
Biological process (GO): chromatin remodeling; DNA repair; DNA-templated transcription
Cellular component (GO): Ino80 complex; nucleus
Molecular function (GO): ATP binding; ATP hydrolysis activity; DNA binding
Source: RefSeq, a predicted model, not a curated record
CGCGCCAGGGCACUCCCGCCACACCCGCGCAAAAGCAAGCCGCCCACGCCCACAAGCCCCAAACCUAAACCGUCCAGAGGGGGUAUCAGGAUCCGGAAUCGUGAAUGCACACUGUCGCACCCAGGCGCGGCAUCUAGCAGAGGAGCCUGCCGUCAAGGUCGGGGCCGAUGCGUCGCAGGUAGAAGUAGUCGCGCCUUGGACACUGAGGACAUCGAGCCCAGGGGACACGAGCGUGCCGUGCCAGAACCGCAGAUAGACAGACAGGAUGGAGUCGAAUUUCCGCUCGACGGUGUUGGCCCGGCCGUCUAGCAUGUACGAGGAUGACGACCUGGACCACAACAGGCGCCGCCGCGACAUUCUGAACCCGCCAGCGCCAGGAUCGACCAACCAAGCACCGCCUGCUGGCCCACGGCCCCCUUUCAGCCUUCGCUCGCCAACCCAGCCAGAAUCCCAUCAUCCGCAUCCGCACCACCACCAGCAUCACUAUUCCAACUCUCCACCGAGCGCUCACUCCAUUCUCAACGGCCAGCACUCGCCGCCGCCGCAUCCGCCGCACCACCUCCCCCAGCGCUCGUCCGUCCUCCACAGCCCUUUCGCACAGCCCCCAGGUGGCCCUGCCCUUCCCAUGGGCGUCCAGCACCCGCCGCACUCGUCGGGAAUAUCCUCAGGUCUCCAACCGCCCCAGGCCGUUACUCGCUCGCCGGGUCUGCACGCGCCCCCGGGCUACUAUUCGCAGGACGUUCGCGAGCACCCUCCUCCGCCGCCGCCCGCGCCGCGGGAAAAGCCGGCCAAGGGCAGCUUCUACGACCCGACCACGGACACGACCACCACGACGUCGACGGCCCAGGAGCGGAGGACUUCUGACGCUGCGAACUCAUGGCACAACGCGACCCAGGUGUCGACGCCCAAGCAUCGCGACCCAUACACAUAUCCCGCCCAGCCUCCCGCAGAACCGAGCCCAUACUACAGCAAGGGCAGCAGCUAUACGUCACCCGCGCCACCGCCAGCCUACCCCCCGCGAAGCCCUGUGUCACGCUCGCACCCUAAUUCGGUCGCUGCUGCUGGGUCCAUCAGCCCACCCGGUCGACCGUCCCAGAUGGCAUCAUCAAGCAUCCUCAACCCACCCUCGGUCGUCAGCCCGUUACCGUCCAUGACGGGCAACGAGUUGCCCGCGGCGAAGGCGUCGGCGUCGACAGGAACCUCAAGUCGCGCUGCAGAGCUUAUGUCGUUCUCCAACAUUCUAUCAAACCCCGAGCCGCCCCAAAAGCCCAGGCCGAGAACCCCUGUCGUCGUCGACGCGCCCGAACGCGAGCCAGAGGUGCCAUCCCCCAAGCCCAGGCCGGCCGAGGAGGUAUCAAGGGUGCCGACCCCACAGCCUGAAGAGAUGGAAGAUGUCGCAGACGAAGUCAUGGAGGAAGCUACCAAGUCGCCUGAUGAACCACUGGACGACGACGAGCCUGAGCCCAGCGAGGAGCCAGAGAAGCCGGCCAAGCGACAGACGCCAACUAAAGCCGUCAAAGUCGAAAAAGCCGACGACACCGAGAAGGCUGAAAAGACCGACAAGGUGGAGAGGCGACCAAGGGCUGAAAAGAAGGAGCGAGUUCUAAAGGCAUCCCGGAGGUCAACCGUCACCAAGAGCCGCGUCUCAGACGUCAAAGCGACCGAGCCCACGCCCAAGUCCCGCCGCUCUUCGGCCAAACACGACGCUCCAUCCCAGUCACGACUCCCUGCCAAACGCCAAGCCAACGGCCAGGCCAAGCAGAAGGGCUUCGCUGCCGACCAGGAAAAGGCCAUCAUCUCUCGGAUGGAGGAGCUUGACGAGCAAAGCGUUGACGAUUCUGACUAUGCUGAGGAGAGGGAUGCGUACCUGCAGUCGCGCAGAAAACGGCAGCGGCGCAUGGAGAACCUCGAGGAUGUCUCCCGUGCCCAGCGAAGGCAUGAGUACAGCGACAUCAUGAUACGCAGGCUCAGCGUGCAUAUGACACUCGGCAAGCUUCGCUUCAGCGACGAACACUACGACUCUGCCCUCAAGGAGGUCCGUGACCAGGAGCUGUUCGCCGAGAAAGAGCGGAAGAAGGACAUGCAACGGAAGCGCCGGCGCGAGAAGUCGAUGGCCGUCACCAUCGAACAGAAGGAGGCUGCCCUGGCUAAGGCUCGAUCGACCAAGGAUGAACAAGAGCGCCAGAAGCUGCUGCGUGAGGCCGAGAGGGCAAACAAGAAGGCCCAGCAGACUAAGCUCAUCUUGCAGAAGGGCAUCAAGGGGCCUGCGCGCGCGCUCCCAUCUCUGGAUCUUAACCUCGAGGGCGGCGCCAUGGCCACCUUUACUGCCGACAACAUGGAGCCCGGUAAGAAGGGCAAGGGCCGUGCAGGGAACCGCCCCAAAAAGUCUAAGGAACAGAAACAGGCAGAGAAGGACUCCGCCGAAGCUGCUCAGGCUGCCCUGGACGCCGGCAAGGAGCUUCCUACCAAGGAGGAGACCACAGCCAAAAUCCGCAUCAAGGUCAACAAGAAGCCUUCCAAGGAGGAGAGCGAAAAGGACAAAGAUAGCGGGGAGCCAGAGGAGCCAAAGGAGUCUGAGGAGCCUAAGGAGAAGGAGCCCAAGAAGAGGAAGGAGAAGGCUGCUGCCGAGGAGCCCAAGGACUGUCUCGAAACCAGAUUCCUCUCCAAGGGCUACAACCAGAUAUACGACCAGAUCUGGCGUGACAUGGCUCGGAAAGACGUCAGCAAGGUUUUCAAGCUGGCGGUCGACUCCCACUCCAACAAGGCCUCUAACCUGAAGAAGACGGCUAUUCUUGCGUCCAAGGAGGCCAAGAGGUGGCAGCUGCGCACCAACAAGGGCACCAAAGAUCUCCAGGCCAGGGCCAAGCGCGUGAUGCGCGACAUGAUGGGCUUCUGGAAGCGCAACGAGCGUGAGGAGCGAGAUCUCCGCAAGGCCGCCGAGCGUCAGGAGCUUGAGAAUGCGCGGAAGGAGGAGGCAGACCGCGAAGCUGCCAGGCAGAAGCGGAAGCUCAACUUCCUCAUCUCGCAGACGGAGCUGUACUCCCACUUCAUCGGCAAGAAGAUCAAGACGGACGAGGUCGAGCGGAGCACGGACCGUCCCGAAGUUGCGGCCGAGGAGAACAAGGACAAGGCGCCCGAGGCAGCCAAGCUCAACGUCCAAGAGCCUACGGGACCUGUUGCGGCCAGGGUUACAAACUUUGAGAACCUCGACUUUGAUGCAGAGGACGACGCUACGCUCCAGGCCGCGGCCAUAGCCAACGCCCAGAACGCCAUUGCCGAGGCCCAGAGGAAGGCACGCAACUUCAACAACGAUGACGAGCCAGACGAGGACGGCGAGAUGAACUUCCAGAACCCCACCGGUCUCGGAGAUGUGGAGAUUGAGCAGCCCAAGCUCCUGACGGCGACCCUCAAAGAGUACCAGCUCAAGGGCCUCAACUGGCUUGUGAACCUGUACGAGCAGGGCAUCAACGGUAUCCUCGCAGACGAGAUGGGUCUCGGAAAGACGAUCCAGUCCAUCUCGGUCAUGGCAUACCUGGCAGAGCACCACGACAUCUGGGGUCCCUUCCUGGUCGUUGCCCCCGCGUCGACGUUGCACAAUUGGGAGCAGGAGAUCAAGAGGUUUGUUCCUGCGCUCAAGAUUGUCCCGUACUGGGGUUCUGCUGGCGACCGAAAGAUCCUCCGCAAGUUCUGGGACCGCAAACACUCGACUUACAAGCGGGACGCGCAGUUCCACGUCACCAUCACGUCCUACCAGAUGGUUGUUUCGGAUGUUGCCUACUUCCAGAAGAUGAAGUGGCAGUACAUGAUCCUAGACGAGGCGCAGGCCAUCAAAAGCUCUCAGAGCUCGCGGUGGAAAUGCCUUCUCAGCUUCCACUGCCGCAACCGGCUGCUUCUGACAGGAACACCCAUCCAGAACAACAUGCAGGAACUUUGGGCGCUACUGCAUUUCAUCAUGCCAUCGCUGUUCGACAGCCACGAGGAGUUCAGCGAUUGGUUCUCCAAGGACAUCGAGUCUCACGCGCAGAGCAACAGCAAACUGAACGAGGACCAGCUCAAGCGACUGCACAUGAUCCUGAAGCCUUUCAUGCUGCGCCGUGUGAAGAAGCACGUCCAAAAGGAGCUGGGCGACAAGAUCGAGCUCGACGUCUUCUGCGACCUGACGUACCGACAGCGCGCCUACUAUGCCAACCUGCGCAACCAAAUCAGCAUCAUGGAUCUGAUCGAGAAGGCUACGAUGGGUGACGACAACGAUUCUGGCACGCUGAUGAACCUGGUCAUGCAGUUCCGAAAGGUCUGCAAUCACCCCGACCUGUUCGAGCGCGCCGACACCAGCUCUGCUUUCGCCCUGGCUUCGUUCGCCGAGACGGGCUCUUUUGCUCGCGAGGGCAACAACGUGACUGUUGGCUACACCACCAGGAGUAUGAUCCAGUAUGCGCUGCCGAGGCUUGUUUGGCGCGAAGGCGGUCGUCUCAGCAAGGCUGGCAAUGACAACAUCUCUGCCGGAUUCCGGAGCAAAUACCUGGGCGAACUGAUGAACAUUUGGUCAUCCGAAAAUGUUCGCGAGAGCCUUGGUGGAACCGAUUCCUUCUCGUGGCUGAGGUUCGCAGACACCAGUCUGGCAGAGGUUGAGAAGGCUGGCAAGCAGGGUCUGUUCUCUCGGGCCGCGGACCUGGCACGGAAGAAGAACCGGCUGGCGGCCAUGAGCGUCGCUUACGACGACGACGAAGAGGACCGCUUCACGCCAUCACACGCCCUCUUCCAAAUCAAGCAGAGGAGAGACAGGACAGCGCUCGCUAACAUCUCGUCGGAAGGCGUCCUGCGGAACCUGAUGAACGUCUCGCGCGUCGUGUACGAGAACUCGAGCCUCCCGCGCACGGAGCCGGCUGCCCGACCGGGCGCUUCGGCACCGCCGAUCGAGGUUGUCUGCCACAGCAAGGGCGCGCAGUAUGAGCGGGACCAGGUUCUGUUCAACGUGCCCAUGCGCAAGGCGCUGUUCGGCCCGACGAUGGAAGAACAGAAGGAUUUUGUGCUGCAGAAGGCGCCGCUCGAGAGGCUGCCGGCGCCUGCGUUGCUCCCUCCGCCCGACAACGAAAAGAAGCGGUUCACCAACGUCAACGUUCCCUCGAUGCGUCGCUUUGUCACCGACUCAGGCAAGCUGGCCAAGCUAGACGAGCUGCUCUUCCAACUCAAGGCGGGUGGGCACCGCGUGCUGCUGUACUUCCAGAUGACGCGCAUGAUUGACCUGAUGGAGGAGUACCUGACGUACCGCAACUGGAAGUACUGCCGCCUCGAUGGCUCCACCAAGCUCGAGGACCGUCGCGACACGGUGCACGACUUCCAGCACAACCCAUCCAUCUUCAUCUUCUUGCUGUCAACUCGUGCUGGUGGUCUGGGAAUCAACCUAACUUCGGCAGAUACCGUGAUCUUCUACGAUUCGGACUGGAACCCUACUAUCGACUCACAGGCCAUGGACCGUGCCCAUCGUCUUGGUCAAACCAGGCAGGUCACAGUGUACAGGCUCAUCACGAAGGGCACCAUCGAGGAGCGUAUCCGGAAGCGCGCCAUGCAGAAGGAGGAGGUGCAGCGCGUGGUCAUCUCGGGUGGCGCUGGUGCUCACUCAGGCGUCGACUUCUCGGGCCGCCGUGCGCCCGAGAACCGCAACCGCGACAUCGCAAUGUGGCUGGCAGACGACGACCAGGCCGAGCUCAUCGAGAGACGCGAGCGCGAGCUUCUGGAGAGCGGCGAGUACGACAAGGCGACCAAGAAGCGCGGCGGCAGCAAGCGCAAGCGAGUCGCCAAGGAAACCGGUGGCGGCGGCGGGGAGGGUGCUGCCAGCCUUGACGACAUGUACCACGAGGGCGAAGGGCACUUCGACGACGGCAACAAAGCCUCUGGCACGGCAACACCUGUUGUCCAAGAGGCGGACGCUCGACCAGGGAAGAAGAAGCGGGCAGGCGGAAAGAAGGCGAAGACGACUUCGCAGAGACUCGCCAUGGCCGACGGCGAGGUUGACGGAUAGACGGCGAAUCUGUUGGAUGAUGAUGGGCUUACCGACUUGAAGCGAUGCUACUAAUUCUGAUACACGGCUCCCUGGCGCUAGGUCUUGGUCUGACGCAGUCCGGACGGGCGUUGAAUGACUUGAAGGACGGGUUCUUUUGUUUUCACUCUUCUGUGUUAAUACUGCCAUCGCACUUUUCUUUUCCUUGUCUCGUUGCUCUCUUUCGCUUUCCUCUUUCUCUUUUCAUCCUCUGUUUUACUUUUUUUUUUUUAGAUUUGUCAGGACGGUAUUCCGUCGCCAGGGCAAUGUUUCACCCCGGCGCCGAUGGCACUCGACUGGCAUAUAACCGACGGAACUCGGCGCUCAAAAACGGCCUGUUGGUGGUAGACAGGGGUUCAACAAACAAGCAAACAUACACGUGUACACCUCACGCUUUGGUUAUGUGAUAGGAGGGAGGCUUUCACGAAAUUAGCACAGAGUGUAGUGCUCUUCUCGGGUUCUGUGGAGGCUGUGUGCCAACCGCGUCGAUCUGAAUGGUUCUUGCAUCA